AUGUCAUCCGUUUACGGGGACUCUUGUCCAGGUAAAAUAAGUGGAAUACCCUCUUUAAGCAAGAACUCUAUGCAGUGGAACAAAAAAGGAACACCACCACCCAAGAAGUUUAAGGUGUCAGAGUCGGCUGGGAAGAUCGUGGCGACAGUCUUUUGGGAAGAACGGAUCCUGUUGAUCGAUUAUAAAGACAAAGAUGUCUCAACCGAAGAAUAUAAUGCUUCAAUCCUAGAACGGUUAAAGGAAGUAGUCAAAGAAAAAAGAAGAGGAAAAUCGACGGAAGGUGUUCUCCCUCUAUACGACAACGUGCCUGUUCACAAGAGCCGUGUUGCGAUGGUUGCCCUGCAGAAGGUGGCCUUCGAAAUUUUGGCUCACCCACCCUACUGUCCUGACCUAGUUCCCAGCAAUUAUUACCAUUCCCUAACUUGA
Molecule: messenger RNA, 426 nt
Organism: Agrilus planipennis (emerald ash borer)
Lineage: Eukaryota; Metazoa; Arthropoda; Insecta; Coleoptera; Buprestidae
Product: histone-lysine N-methyltransferase SETMAR-like
Exons: 2
Coding region: 1-426 (141 amino acids)
Molecular function (GO): nucleic acid binding
Source: RefSeq, a predicted model, not a curated record